Salvia splendens (bonfire salvia) is the source of this 824-nucleotide messenger RNA. Its product is annotated as GSH-induced LITAF domain protein. Gene Ontology annotation, molecular function: zinc ion binding. The transcript is spliced from 3 exons. The coding region runs from base 162 to 602 and encodes 146 amino acids. The record is from RefSeq and is a predicted model, not a curated record. Lineage: Eukaryota; Viridiplantae; Streptophyta; Magnoliopsida; Lamiales; Lamiaceae.
UCCAAUAUUCAAACUUACUAUUCUCCCCUGCUUAAUUUCCCAGUCUCUCCCUACAAAAAUCAUCGAAACUUCAUCGAAACUUCUUGAUUACGAUCAAGUAGUUGGAUUUUGGGGGAUCCGAACAAACUUUCCAUCACCCCUGAAGCAGUAUUCGACAAACUAUGGAAAAAGCGGCCAAGAGCGAAGAACCCGCAAUUGGGAUUCCGUACAAUUAUCAGCCGCCAUUGCCGCAGCGUUUCUACGUAGAGAAUCCACAUCAAGCUGGCGCCAUCCCUCCAAACGCCAUCGUUGGAGACCCCAAAGGAAUCCCCCUUCAGCAGACUCUUUAUCGCGAUACCCCUGCGCCCUUCAAUUGCCCUUACUGCGGUGGCUCCGGCGUCACCACCGUCAAGUCUAAACCAAGUUUAGCUGCAGUUGUUGGUUGCAUGAUGCCUUUUAUGCUUGGAGUAUGCUUUCUAUGCCCUUCAAUGGAUUGUCUAUGGCAUAAAUAUCAUUAUUGUCCCAGCUGCAACGAGAAGGUUGCUGAUUUUGAGAAGUCCGAUAUCUGUGCUGUGAUGGAUCCUCCACAUUACGUACAAGGGAGCUUUGCCUUGCCUGCGUGACGUGAUGAGGCCAGUAUCGCUUUCAACCCUUUGCAAUUUCUAUAUACUGUCUACAAACUUUAAAUAAUUGAAAAUUUCAAUACAUUUAUAUACAUGUGUUAGUGAGACUGUGAGUGUGUAUAUGUUUGUAACAAAUUGUUGAGUUGAGUUUUGUAUAUAAACCAUCAUCUCUCAACCCUUGACUAUUGCCAAAAUUUCUUUUGAUGCAUAUUUUGUUUGUAA